AUGCGAGAGCGUGUACGCGUCUUCGCAUCUCUAGCUUAUUUCGCGGUCUCUGACUGGGGCAGCAGUGAUCUGAGUCUGUGGGAAGAAGGGUCAGUUCGCGCGCACGAGGGCGGAGCAGGUCAAUUUCAACACGUGUGUGGCGUUCUGCAGCAGAGGCGCCGUGGAGUGGCGGGGGAUCCACCUUGCACUGCUGGGGUCGCUGCUGCUCUGUUUUUUUGCUCUCAUGUCACACUACUGCCGUCCUCCCGCCACACCUGCAUAGCCUGCAAAUCUUUCCAUGCCCUUCUCUCUCUGCGCCUCUCUUCCUGCCCCUCCCUCUCGGCGCUUCUCUUCCUGCCCCUCCCUCCCUGCGCCUCUCUCACUGCCAUCCACUCUCUGUGCCGCUAUUCCUGCCCUCAUCUCUCUGCGCCUCUCUUCCUGCCCCUCCCUCCCUGCGCCUGUCUUCCUGCCAUUUCCUCUAUGCGUCUAAGAAAAGCCCUAUUUGUGCCAAUUUGCCUGCACCUCUCUGUGCCAGGGUACCAGCACCUCUCUGUCCCCGAUCUCUUUGUCCCGCCUCCUCAUCUCCCCUUCAUGCAUCCCCCCAGGAGCUUCCCACCACCACAGCCUCUUUUCCAUCUUCCCAUAGCAUUCGCUCUCCACCCCACCCCUCACCACUUGCAACUCAUCUGCCUUGUCCUUCGCCCGCUGUGCAGUUUCCUGCCCCUCAAUGCACCUCUCUCCCUUCCCUCUACCCUCUCUUCCUUCCCCAGCCAUUCUGCCUUUCCACUGCUAACGUUCCCUUCUCUUGCCUAUUGCCAACCCUUGUCGACACUUCCCAACCCAAUGCGGUAA
Messenger RNA from Closterium sp. NIES-65, 831 nucleotides. Lineage: Eukaryota; Viridiplantae; Streptophyta; Zygnematophyceae; Desmidiales; Closteriaceae. The record is from the annotation of a GenBank genome assembly.